GAAGUUACCAGAGAAGGAAAAAAAACUGUCGUAAUCGGCGCUAAUGGGCUUCCGAGACAUUUGUUACCGGAAACAUCACAAAAAGCUUAAGCAGUUCCAGAAGGUGGAGAUAAAAGUGAAGAUGGACUGCGAAGGGUGCGAGAGACGGGUGAGGAAGUCGGUGGAAGGCAUGAAAGGAGUCAGCAAAGUCACCGUCGAUCCUAAACAGAGCAAACUCACGGUCGAGGGAUUCGUCCAACCGAGCAAGGUGGUGCAUCGGGUGAUGCAUCGGACAGGGAAGAAGGCGGAGCUGUGGCCUUACGUACCUUACGAGGUGGUGCCACACCCUUACGCACCUGGUGCCUACGACAAGAAGGCCCCUCCUGGUUACGUUCGUAAUGCACUCGCCGACCCUCUAGUGGCCCCGCUUGCUCGUGCCAGCUCCUUCGAGGUCAAAUACACUUCUGCUUUCAGCGAUGACAAUCCCAACGCUUGUACCAUCAUGUGAUCAAUUCAUAUAUAUAGUUAACUACACAUGUGACUAUGUAAGUGUUUUUAGAUACCCUUUUUAAGUAAUUCUGAAAAGACAGUCUGAAUGUUUGUACGAGUCAUCAUCUAAAUUCCACUGAAAUUAAAAGGGAGAAACAGAAGAAGAGAGAGGUGAGUAGAUGGAGGAGUAACAAGAGAAAGAAGAGAGAAAGGUGAGAAGCCAUGAAUAGACUGAUUAGGCAAGCCAUGACCCAAACAGGGUAUAUCAGAAGCAGUGUGUAACAGAUGACGACAAGGCAGUAGCAGACGAGACUCGCCACUUUCUCGAUAGCUUCUCCCACCGGCAUCUUGAUUUGCGUAUUUGCUACUCCUCUGGAUUACAUGACUUCAUUUAAAUAAAUAGUAAGAAACACACACAGUCUUUGGAGAAAUACAUGCACCAGAAGUUGUUUCCUCUCUAAACGGGACAAUGCAUCCCGCAUUUCAGCCCUUCCUCUGUUUCUUCUUUUUCCCCUCUGUUUUUGCCUCUUCACUGUGUUUACAUAACAGAAACGUGCUUUGUCAUAAAGCUCAAGUAACAAUUUCAAGAGGC
Molecule: messenger RNA, 1060 nt
Organism: Arabidopsis thaliana (thale cress)
Lineage: Eukaryota; Viridiplantae; Streptophyta; Magnoliopsida; Brassicales; Brassicaceae
Gene: HIPP27
Product: Heavy metal transport/detoxification superfamily protein
Exons: 2
Coding region: 44-487 (147 amino acids)
Cellular component (GO): membrane
Molecular function (GO): metal ion binding
Source: RefSeq, marked reviewed